AUGAGCGACUUCUUUUUAUUGAGUACGCAAGAAGGGCUAUUCGGACGUAUCCAAUCCAUCUCGCUAGGCUACAACUUGGCGGGUCUCAUGCCCAUGGUGUUCGAGAUGGUGGAGACAAUGAACUGGAUGAGCGAGAAGCUGCGGUGCCAGGUCAAGCGAUUGCUGUUCAACUACGAGACGGCCCUGAUUGGCGAGUUCAUCACUGCCGCCGUUCUGCAGCAUUACCUGACGACAUUGAGCCGGUCGCAACUCAAGGAUACGCAGCCGGCGGCUGAAGUGGUGUCAUACUAUUUGAUGGGGUUGGCUGGGCACAUCGUGCUUGCCUUGGGCUGUCUAACCAUCAUUGUGUCAACAAGAGCUAUCGUAAGUGUUCUGGGCGGAUACAUCUGGGAGGACGGUGAGCUGUACUAUCGACCCGGCGUCUUGAAGGCUCUUGGGGUCCUGAAGGUAGUCGAGCCCGACGGGACGGAGCUCUUCGUUCAUAUGACGCUGCACUGGAUCUCUAUUCCUUGUGACAAUCUCACUGUGCUCUGGACUGUGGAUGGACAUCCCAUGGAGUCGCCUGGGGACAAGCUGCGCAGCGACCACCUGAUGCUCGACGACGACGGAGAGGACGCGACCGCGGCCAUCUGGGGGACCGUGCUGGGCAAGAACGCGGCCUACACCACGCACGAGCAGGACCAGGACAUCAACAGCCCGCUCGAGGAUGCCGCCUUCCUCAGCCGUCAGCCGUUCGAGAAGGGGGGCGUCUCGCUUCUCUGCGGGACCACCUUCCCCUUCAAUAUGCUACAACUUGUGGACGCUGAGCCGGAGUUGUUUGAGAAGAAGUUCGAGAUUGAUGCAUCUCGCGUCGGUCUGAAAUGCACGCGAUGUUCACAGUGCGAUUGCUCGUGCUCCACCGAUGCGGAGAUACUGCUGAACGGGGAGAAGAUGAAGAGCUACAUGAUCGAGUACGUCAACGGACACAAGACGGACCAGCGCAAUCCAUACCGGAAUAGGCUGCUGGAGCAACACUGCUACAGCCCCGCGAUGUUCAACUACGGGCAUGAUGCAGUUGGACUCCGACCACUUCAAGCGCAUGAUGAAGGGCGUGCUCUCCCGAGGAGCGUCAGCACGGACACGUACGCCAACUACGGCAACCGGCUGGUCACGCUGCUGUACAUCCCGAACGGCGACGGCGAAGGGCGGCAGCGCAGUGAGAACAAUGCGUGCUGGUGA
This is a messenger RNA of Phytophthora sojae, 1218 nucleotides long. RefSeq lists its product as hypothetical. The record is from RefSeq and is a predicted model, not a curated record. The transcript is spliced from 6 exons. The coding region runs from base 1 to 1218 and encodes 405 amino acids. Lineage: Eukaryota; Oomycota; Peronosporomycetes; Peronosporales; Peronosporaceae.